This is a messenger RNA of Dermatophagoides farinae (American house dust mite), 851 nucleotides long. NCBI's taxonomy places the organism in Eukaryota, Metazoa, Arthropoda, Arachnida, Sarcoptiformes, Pyroglyphidae. The record is from RefSeq and is a predicted model, not a curated record.
GCAGCAUGCACUAUUAACACAUCAGAAAGCAUACUUAUGUUGAUUUAGACAAACAAAAAUUCAGGGCAACUUAAGAAAAAUCAAUUCAUCAAUCCAAAAUGGCUUCAGGAAAAUCAUUGAUGCAAUUAUCCAGAUGUGCCCUAUCAACACAAUCGGUGGCUACCAAAAUGAUUAAACCACCGGUACCAAUGUUCGGUAUUGGUGGCCGUUAUGCUACGGCAUUGUAUUCAGCUGCAUCGAAAAAAAACAAAUUAGAACAAGUGGAUAAAAAUCUAAAAACAUUAUUGGAACUUCAUGAAAAAGAUGUUAAAUUUCGUGAUUUUCUUUUAAAUCCAUUGAUUAAACCUGCUAAAAAAAAGGAAAUUCUUGGCAAAUCUCUUCAAUCCAAAUUGAAUCUCGAUGAAAUGACCGUCAAUUUGUUGUCAGUGUUGGCCGAAAAUAACCGUAUGAAAUAUUUUCCAUCAAUAUCACGUAUUUUCAACAAAGCAAUGGCCUUUUCACGUGGUGAAAUUAAUGUCACUGUAACUGCUGCAUCACCAUUGGAUGCUGAAUCCAAGAAAGAAUUGAAUGAUAUUCUACAAAAUUUUGCUAAAGGCAAAAAAUUAUUGGUCAAUGUAAAAGUUGAUAAAGACAUUCUCGGUGGAUUGAUGGUCGAUUUUGAUGGUGAACAUUAUGUAGAUAUGUCCAUACGACGUAAAUUCAAUCAUUAUGUUAAUCUAUUGAAACAGCCAUUGUAAUCACAUCCAAACUAAGCUAAGCUCAGCUCAGCUCAAUUCAACAUUGUUGUUGAUUCGAGAAUUUUCGUUGAAAAAAAAAAUUAAAUUUAGUGAAACAAAAAAAAAUUGUAAUAA